Molecule: messenger RNA, 570 nt
Organism: Phytophthora nicotianae INRA-310
Lineage: Eukaryota; Oomycota; Peronosporomycetes; Peronosporales; Peronosporaceae
Exons: 3
Coding region: 1-570 (189 amino acids)
Source: RefSeq, a predicted model, not a curated record
AUGAGUGUGCUGAACGAGCCCGAGAGCGUGAGCAACGACGGCAAGCACGAUAUUACGCUCGACAGUGUCUUAUCACUAUCCUCCGAUGAUGUUGACGAGAGUGGCGGCAGAUCUGGAGGGCAGCUCGAGAAUGAAGGCGAGAUCAAGACGAAAGUGCAUGACGAGACGGCAGGAGAGACUUUUAGAGCAACGACUGCUCCUGUCAACACAAGUACAGCGGCAGGAAGCGUCAGACGACGUACGCGAGCAGUGGCGAUGAAGAGGAAUAAGUAUUGGAGUACCAGCUACGGCCAGUACGAGAGCGAGGGCGAGAAGGCGGUGAACGAGCAGAGGCAGAGCCACGGUGGGUGUCUGUCACGAAGUACGAUGAGCUCUUUCAAGCCGCCAGUGUCGUGGAAGACUCUGGAGAUGGAGAAGGCGUGUAAUACGAGGACGCGUCAGGACGAGGGCAGCGAGAAUGAACGUCGAAAAGUGUGUGUGGCGGUUGAAGAUCGCCAGAAGAUUGUGAAUGAGGCGCAAUUGGCGAGAAGUCGCCGAACCCAGGACGAGACGACGGAAGAGAGCCGUUGA